CCCAAAAAAUGAAUAUAUUACGAAAGGCCCAAUAUCAGAUAUGAAUUACCAGCCCAAAUUUCUACCUUUCUCUACCAGUGAUGCAAACAGCACAGUGACAGUGAAAGUAACAUUUCCAGUCAAAUGAAUCGUUUUUCCGAUAAGAGUUCACCGGAAAAUGAAACCCUUGGUGGCAUCCAAUCAGGUUUUUGCAAAGAGGGGCAAGUUAAAAAGUGUAGAGUAGAGCCAGUAGUGAUUGGGGGUAUGGUCUUGGAUGUAAAUGCCACAUCUUCCAUUCAUGCUAAUCCAAGGACCACCACUCCUGGAAAGGUUAUCUUUUCAUUGGGUGGUGUGGCAAGGAAUGUUGCUGAUUGUAUUUCAAAGCUUGAAGCAAGACCAUUCAUGAUAAGUGCUGUUGGAUUUGACUUGGCCGGAAAUAUGCUACUGGAACACUGGGAAUCUGCUGGAUUAUCCAUAGAAGGUAUCCAGAGACAUCAGAAUAUUGAAACUGCUGUUGUUUGUCAUAUCUUUGAUCAGAAAGGUGAAGUGGCAGCUGGUGUAGCUCAUGUAGAGUCAAUAGAGAAGUUUCUCACUCCAAGGUGGAUAGAAAAGUUCAAGUGCAAAAUAAGCUCCACUCCGAUAUUGAUGGUUGAUGCAAACUUGAACUCUUCUUCUCUUGAAGCAUCUUGUCAAAUGGCUGCUCAGUUUAAUACUCCAGUCUGGUUUGAGCCUGUAUCGGUUGCCAAAUCUAGAAGAAUUGCUUCAGUUGUCCAGUAUGUAACUUUUGCAUCACCUAAUGAAGAUGAACUUGUAGCCAUGGCAAAUGCAAUAUCUGGCAGAGACAUAUUUCAACCAAUUCGCCAUAGUAGUACUAAGCUGUCCAAGGACUCUUUCUUCCAAAUGCUUAAACCUGCUAUAUCGGUUUUACUAUACAAAGGUGUUAAGGUAGUUGUUGUAACACUUGGAUCAGAAGGGGUACUCUUAUGUUCCAAAGGAAAGUCCAAUCUUCAGAAACUUGCUUUCAAGGAAAACCAGCCUUCUCACCUCAGUAGAGAGUUAUAUGAAGCUGUUAAUACAGUUUGCCCAAGGGAUCAAUUUUUUGGUGCUUCAAUGUGCGAGCAGAUCUCAAAUCUUUUUGCUGUCCAUUUUCCUGCACUUCCUGCUUCAGUAGUGAGGCUUACAGGUGCUGGAGAUUGCUUAGUUGGUGGAACGAUAGCUUCUUUGUGUGCUGGUUUAGAUGUCAUGCAAAGUGUAGCAGUUGGGAUUGCAGCUGCUAAAGUAGUUGUUGAAGUAGAAAGCAAUGUCCCUGAUGAAUAUUGUUUGGCCAAACUAGCAGACAAUGCAAGGUCUGUAUACUCUGGGGCCACCAUGCUUCUAUCUCAAUCCAAGCUGUAGGUCACCAAAAGUGGGAGUGGAUCAGAAUCUCCUAUAUCAGAACAUAAAUCUGCAGAAGUGUUAAAGUCGUCUGAUGCUUUUGAAGUAGUCUGGUAGUGUUCUUCAUCGUCAUCAACAGAUUGUGAAUUUCCAGGAGGGUUCGUGGCUUCAAGUCUUGAGAUCUCAUCCUUGCUGCAUAUUUUCUUCAAUUCUUGCUGCUCCAUUUACACAUGUUAUUUAUCUUAUAUUAGUAUCUCCCUUAAAAUUACAGGAAAGAAAGCGUUUCUUGGUAGUAAAGAGAAUGCAAAAUGGAAAAAAAAAAAAAAUUAAGUUCUAUGCAUGGACAGUACAAAAAUAUUUACACAAUCAGUAUAACAGCAUGUUAUCAUUUUUAUCAAGUUAUCAAUUAAGUUUAUCAUAAAAA
Messenger RNA from Lycium ferocissimum, 1777 nucleotides. Its product is annotated as pseudouridine kinase. The transcript is spliced from 10 exons. The record is from RefSeq and is a predicted model, not a curated record. The coding region runs from base 124 to 1374 and encodes 416 amino acids. Gene Ontology annotation, molecular function: kinase activity. Lineage: Eukaryota; Viridiplantae; Streptophyta; Magnoliopsida; Solanales; Solanaceae.